Caenorhabditis angaria is the source of this 3238-nucleotide messenger RNA. The record is from the annotation of a GenBank genome assembly. NCBI's taxonomy places the organism in Eukaryota, Metazoa, Nematoda, Chromadorea, Rhabditida, Rhabditidae.
AUGACGAUGAAGCAGGAUUUACUGCUUGUUCUCACCAUUGAGGCUGUGGUGGCUGGUGUCGUUUUGGGAUUUGUUAUCAGAACUUUUGAACCAACGUAACUUUGUUUAUUCAAAAAUUCUAUUGGAAAUGUUUGAUUUUGCAGGGAAGAUGUAUUGAGUUUGAUCGGAUUUCCUGGCGAGAUUUUCAUGCAAAUUGUCGAAAUGAUGAUUUUGCCAUUGAUUAUUUCGUCUGUAAUUUCAGCAUUGGCACAAGUUCGAGCAAGAGAUGCUCGCAAAAUUGGAAUUGUUACUGUUAUUUAUUAUAUGAUUACCACUUUCCUGUCGACGUUUGUGAGUUUUUUGAAGGAUUGGCAUUAUCUUUGAAAACUGUAAAUGGGGAAAUUUGAUUAUUUCGUGAUUUUUUAUUCAAGGAAGCGUCCAAAAAUCAAAAAAAAAUAUUUUAGUUUGAACAAAAAUUGGAAAGGUCUGAUUUUUUUUUGAUUUUUGGACGCUCCUUAAGCUAUGCACCAAUCAAAAAAUUAUUCCAAAAACAAUUUUAUAUCAAAAUUUCGAAACGUAUUUUUUGGUGGGCAGAAUGAGAGUUUAAAAUUUUUGAACAAUCUUGAAGUUUGGAGAUUUCGAGCUGAAAACAGAAAAUCUAUCAAUCAAAGUUUGGAACUCAAACUUUUUCAUCUAAAAAAUUUCAAGUUUUUAAAAUUGAAAAUAAUUUCAAACUCUUCUCGAAAAAUAAUCGAUAAUUGGACAUUUUAAAAACCGAAUGUUUUUCAUUAUAAUUUGAAUCUCCGGAAUAAUCUGGAAUUUUGAAAAAAAUAUUAAACUUAAAUGAAACUAUUCAAAAAAAUGUUAUUUGUAAAAAAAUCGACUACGGCGAUCAUAAACAUAAAGAAAUAAAUUAUCAUGAAUUUCUUUAUUUUUAGACAGGAAUAGUAUUAGUAUCAAUGAUUCAUCCGGGAGAUCCAACAAUCAAAAAAGAAAUUGGCGACGCAUAUUUAGAAGACACAGCACUUUCAACAAUGGACACAUUCUUGGAUCAAAUUCGAAAUAUGUUUCCCGAAAAUAUAAUUCAAGCAACAUUUCAACAAGUUCAAACUGUUUAUAAAAAUGCAACAAAUGGAACUGAUGUAAUUGCACAAAGAAGAGAUUUAACAUAUACAAAUGAAAUGAAUGUUUUGGGUUUGAUUGUAUUUUGCAGUGGUUUCGGAAUUAUUUUAAAUUUAUUGGGAGAUCAGGCAAGACUUAUGAUCAACUUUUUCAUUGUUUUGGAUGCUAUCAUUAUGAAAUGGAUUAGUGCUUUGAUGUGGUGUUAUCCAAUUGGUAUUUUAUCAUUGGUUUGUAGAAAUAUUGCGGCUAUUCGGAACUUGACAGAAACUGCACAAUGUAAGAUUUUUCUGAUAGUUUUUUUCCACACAAAAAUGAUCCCUGAAAAUUAUUUUUAUUCGUCUCAACAUUCAAAAUUUUGAAAAAAAACAAUGAAUCCAAAAUUCCUGUGGAUCAAAAUAUGAAUGAAUUUUCGAGUUUCAGAAAAAAUUAUGUUUCUUCUUUAUCCAAGAAAAUAUCUGAUUGACUCAAAAAAGCGGACAAUUUUUUUGGAUUUGAAUUUCUGAGUCAAAAACUGACCGCUUCAGAUUCAGAAACCCAGAAAAAGAUUUGUUAGAGACCUGUUUUAAAAAAUUAAUUGGAAUUUUCUAGUUCAAAACUUUUUUUAAAAAAUUUCCUCAAAAAUUGUACCUGUUCCUUUGGUAGUCCGAUUCCUACAAUAACAAAUGUGUGUUUUUCAGCACUUGCAAUGUAUGUUGUAACAGUAUCUUGUGGUCUAAUGAUUCAUUCACUUUUCACUCUUCCAACUCUUUAUUUCAUUGUCACCAAAAAAAGUCCAUUCGCAUUUAUGACUGGAAUCCUUCAAGCUUUAGCAACCGCAUUUGGAACAGCUUCAAGUGGAGCAACACUUCCAGCAACAUUUCGGGCACUUGAAGAAAAUCUAAAAAUCGAUCGACGUGUUACUCGAUUUGUAUUACCACUUGGUGCAACAAUUACAAUGGAUGGAACUGCGCUUUAUGAAGCUGUCGCUGUUAUUUUCAUUGCUCAGCUUAAUCAUGUCAAAUUGAAUAUGUGGGAUUUGAUCACGAUUAGUAUUACAACAACUGUUGCAUCAAUCGGUUCGGGUUCUGUUCCAGCAGGAUUAGGAACUAUUAAAAUUGUACUAGCGACUGUUGGAUUACCAGCUAAAGAUUUGAAUCUUCUAACUACUGUAGAUUGGUUACUGUAGGUUUUGAAAGGUGGUUUUGAGGGGAAAAUUGAAUACGGAAAAUCGGAAAAUUUUUCUCAAAUUCUGAAUAAUUUUUGAAAAUAUGACUUCCUUGAAUCCCGUUCCCAUGUUUUCCCAAUUUUUCAGUGAUCGAAUUCGUACAUCAGUAAAUGUUCUUGGUGACUCAUUUGGUGCUGGAAUAAUUCAUCAUCUCACAAAAAGUUCACUUUUGGAAGCAGAUACAGAUGAAUUAAUUAGACAAAUUAGAGAGGAUAUUGGUGAAUUUUGAAUGAAGAGAGAUAAUGGAAAAUUGAGAUAUUUCAGACAUUUUGAAUAAUCCGCAAUCUGGUGGAACUUUGCCUCAUUCAAAUCACAGUCCAUAUUCGACAAUUCAUAAAGGUGCACAAAUGCCAUUGAAUGUGAGUUUUUUGGGGAAAUUUUUAGAACCUGGAUGAAAAUUCAAGGAAUCCGAAUGCUUCUGAAAAAUGAGCGAAAAUCGCGCAUUUUUACGAAAAAAACAAAAAUUGAUUUCCAAUUUUCCAAGUUUCGAAGAAUUUACGAAAAUAUGUUUUCAGAAUUUUUUGAAAUCAAUAAUUUGUGAAAAGGAAUAGCUUUGAUAUUGCUCAUAUUACAAUUUUCAAAAUUUCACCAUUACUCAUAGUAAACUCCCACAUUUCAAAAGAACCUAAAAAUUUCAUCGUUAGUAAAAGCAUUGCUCAUAUUAAAAUCUUAUAACAUUUUUUUCUAGAAAAAAAAUAUUUUAAAAUUUUAUUUCCAGUUUUUUUUCCGAAAUUUUGAUUGAAAAUUGGCAUCCAAAGUUUUUUUCGUAUAUCUAAAGUUACAAAAAUUCCCAAUUUCUCAAAAACAAUCCCUAACUCCACAUAUGUUUUUCAGACCGCGCCUCAAGGUUUCUCAAAAUCCGCUCGAGCCUCUUUCGCAAAUGCAGCUCAAACCGAAAAAGAAGGCCUUUUAUCAGCAACAGAAAUCGUGUGA